AUGCUGCGAGGAGGAGAGGCUCGGAGGUCAGUCACUGCCUUAGGGAGUGGAAAUACAGAAGCAAAACAGUUGCUAAGGUUGAACGGCCAAUGCUGUGUCGUCAUGCUAGCAGGGACAGGGGACCCUUUCACACCGUCUAGUUGGUCACAAGUUGGCCCGGCCUCGGCCACAAUAAACACACGAACCAUGGGUUGCUUCUUUCGGCGGGUGGCCUGCCCCACCGGCCCGAGUGGGUGUUAUUCCACGGAUAUCGACUCCGGUCUGAACACGCGGCUUCUAAAGUAUUCAUUAAUCGGUUCUCGCUCUUCUUUCUUCCCUCAACCUCCCCCAAUUCAUCCUCAUUCCCUUUCUCCUCUGGACCUUACUUUGUACAUUCCAUCUGCUCAAGGGCCUCGGAUUAUUUGCUCUUUCCCCUCUCCCUUGCUCCGCCGGCUUCUUCUGCUGCCUGUGCGCCUGCGCCAUCGUCGGGGUGGAUCCCAGCCGUCAGAACGAUAG
Messenger RNA from Aspergillus eucalypticola CBS 122712, 495 nucleotides. RefSeq lists its product as uncharacterized. The coding region runs from base 1 to 495 and encodes 164 amino acids. The transcript is spliced from 5 exons. The record is from RefSeq and is a predicted model, not a curated record. NCBI's taxonomy places the organism in Eukaryota, Fungi, Ascomycota, Eurotiomycetes, Eurotiales, Aspergillaceae.